GAGAGAUCAAGCUUGCCGCCCCUUCCGGCGGCAAGGGAUCGCACUCUUGAGCUCUCGUCGCUCUUCUCAUCCAUGCUUGGCACAGACGCUUCGGCUCUGUCGUCGCCUCUCGAGCCCGCGGUCGCGACUGUGAUUCGCCCGCAGGCUCGCACCCCGGCCCCGGCUCCGGCCCCGGUUCUCAACACGCGAGCCGCUGCCGCUCUUGCCCGUGAGGCCGACCGCCAGCGGCCGCCAGACAUGGUCCGCAAAGCUGGUCGCCACAGCGACGUCCGCAACCUCUGGGUACUCUCACCCGAGUCGAUGGCUCGAGCGGCGCGGCAGACCAGCCCGGCGGCGGCUCCAUCUGAUGCGGCGGACCGAGCCUCGAUUCGCGGGCGGCUCGCGGAUGGACCGCAACCGCGCGCCACCAGUCCCGUACCGACCGAGUCCCGCUCGCCGCCGCGCCCGCGUGCCGCAGUGCCGCCGGCCGACGACUCGGCGUCUGCCGAGCUCGCCGCCCUCCGCACAGCGUACGCCGAGCUGGAAGAGCUGUACGCUGCCUCACUCUCGCUCAAUGACGCGCUCGCUGCACAGCUCGAGUCGCGCGCUCCGCUGGAGGCCUCGCUCCGCGGCACCAUCGCCACGCUCCGUGCCGAGACUGCCCGCGCUGAGGCCCGCAACACCGCGCUCGUUGAGCACAUCGCCACGCUGACUGCCAAGCUCGAGGCCGGCAGCAGCUCUUAG
This is a messenger RNA of Thecamonas trahens ATCC 50062, 723 nucleotides long. RefSeq lists its product as uncharacterized. Lineage: Eukaryota; Apusomonadida; Apusomonadidae. Bases 73 to 723 code for a protein of 216 amino acids. The record is from RefSeq and is a predicted model, not a curated record. The transcript has a single exon.